Molecule: messenger RNA, 1092 nt
Organism: Triticum dicoccoides
Lineage: Eukaryota; Viridiplantae; Streptophyta; Magnoliopsida; Poales; Poaceae
Product: thiosulfate sulfurtransferase 18-like
Exons: 5
Coding region: 127-753 (208 amino acids)
Molecular function (GO): catalytic activity
Source: RefSeq, a predicted model, not a curated record
AUAAAAGCUGCACCCACUGAGUUGGUUCUCCAGAAGCAGCGCACACAAACACACCCAAGAAACACCUGAGGGACUGUGCAGCUCUGCUAUCAAGUGCGCGAUGGCACCUCCUCCCACGAGAACGAGAUGAGCAGGUCGGAGUCGGCGCCGGGGGCAGCACCGGCGGUGGUGGUGAAGACGGUGGACCUGCAAACGGCGGCGACACCGGACGUGGGGGCAACGACGGUGGACGUGCAGACGACGGUGGCACCGGACGUGGGGGUGACGACGGUGGACGUGCAAAUGGCGGCGGCACGGGCCGUGGCGGUGACGACGGUGGACGUGCAGACGGCGGCGAGGGAGCUCCAGGAGCAGCAGGACGGCAUGAUGUACCUGGACGUGAGGACGGAGGAGGAGAUGGGGAAGGGCCACAUCCGCGGCUCCCUCAACGUCCCCUACUUCUUCGUCACGCCACAAGGGACCCGGGAGAAGAACCCACGGUUCGUGGAGCAGGUCGCCUCGCUCUUCAGCACAGACCAACACAUACUCGUCUUGUACUACUAUACUACUACCACUAAUCAUCCAUGGAUGGAGGAGCAGGGGUGUCAGAGCGGCAAGAGGUCCGAGCUUGCCUGCAUCGAUCUUCUAGCAGCUGGAUUCAUGAAUGUGAAGAACGUGGGAGGAGGCUACGCUGCAUGGCUGCACAACGGACUCCCAGUGACAGUAGCAGUCCCCACGCCGCCACCAACACCUGAAUCUGCUGCAGCAAUCUGAAACAACUACGUACAUUAGUACGUAGUACUAUCUGCAUCUAUCAAUUCUUGAGCCACCGGUGCUUUGUUGUGCUCUGCCUGUGUAAUGCAUCUAUGAAUGUAAGUCCAAGUGAAUGGAUGAACGGCUGUAAUAAUAAAACACAUCAGUGUGCCUGCCACAGUAAGCGGCUCAUGCUAGACAGCAGCAUGACUUCUACUCCCUCCGUUCCAUAAUAUAAGACGUUUUUUAUAGUAAUGUAGUAUAAAAAAGGUCUUACAUUAUGGGGCAGAGAGAGUAUAAGUCUUUGUAGACAUUAUCAUGGACCACACACGGAUGUAUAUAGAUGUAUUUCAGAGUGUA